Plasmodium yoelii is the source of this 2319-nucleotide messenger RNA. RefSeq names its product tRNA nucleotidyltransferase mitochondrial precursor. The transcript is spliced from 2 exons. The coding region runs from base 1 to 2319 and encodes 772 amino acids. NCBI's taxonomy places the organism in Eukaryota, Apicomplexa, Aconoidasida, Haemosporida, Plasmodiidae. Gene Ontology annotation, biological process: tRNA 3'-terminal CCA addition. The record is from RefSeq and is a predicted model, not a curated record. Gene Ontology annotation, molecular function: RNA binding; ATP:3'-cytidine-cytidine-tRNA adenylyltransferase activity.
AUGAACUUUUUUUCUGUUUUUAUUUUAUAUAUUAUUUUAAUAAUUAUUAUAAUAUGUCAUAAAAAUAAAGGAAAUGCUUUAUCAAAAUUUGAAAGGGUUUUAGAUAAAUUACAGAUGCUUAUUAGGGUUAAGAGAACUUAUAAUAUUUUUAAAAAAAACAGCUUUUUAAAUUAUACAAAAAAAGUAUUUUAUAUAAGCCCUAAAACUAUUAAUAAUAAAAACAUAAAUUUGAAUAUAACUAAAUUGAAAAAGUGGAAUAAUUUUAACGGAAAAUAUAAUAAACAAUUUAAAAUAUUUACAACAUAUAAUAAAAUGGGAGAUGAAAAAAUGGGAGAUGAAAAAAUGGGAGAUGAAAAAAUGAUAUAUGAUAAAGAAUACAUGUCUUACUUAAAAAAAUAUAUUAUUAAUGAAAAAGAUCUUGAACAAUCUGAAACUGGAAACUUAAUUUAUCAGAAAGAAGAUGAUAAUAAAAAUGAUGAACAAAAUAACACAAAUAAUAAUAAUAAUAAUAUUUAUGAUUUUGAAAAAAUGAUAGAUAAAGCUAUAACACAUAGAGAACUAGAAUUAUUUGAAUUUUUAAUUAAAAUAAAUGAAACAUAUAAAUUAAAUACUACACUUAGAGUUGUUGGAGGAUGGGUAAGAGAUAAAUUUUUAAAUAUUUCAAAUGAUGAUAUAGAUGUAACUGUUGAUAAUAUGAAGGGUUCUGAUUUUUGUAAUUAUAUAAAAGAAUAUAUUAAAGAUAAAGAAAAUAAAAAUUUUAAUUUUGGUAUAAUAAAAAUAAAUUGUGAUCAAUCAAAACAUUUAGAAACAUCAAGUUUUAAUUUAUUUAAUUUUCAAGUUGAUAUUGUAAAUUUAAGAAAUGAAAAAUACACAGAAGAAAGUAGAAUACCAGAAAUUUCGAUUGGAACUGUUGAAGAAGAUGCAUUAAGACGAGAUUUUACUAUUAAUUCUUUAUUUUAUAAUUUAAAAAAUAAAAAAAUUGAAGAUUAUACAAAAAAUGGUAUAUUUCAUUUAAGAAAUAAAAUAAUAUCUACCCCAUUGAACCCAUUAACUACAUUUCUUGAUGAUCCUUUAAGAAUAAUUAGAUGCAUACGAUUUUGUGGAUAUUUUGAUUUUAAUUUAAAUAAAUCGAUUUUUGAUGUUUUAAAAAAUGAAGAUAUAAAAAAAUCUUUUAAUAAAAAAAUAUCAAAAAGUAGAUUAGCAUCAGAAAUAAUCAAAAUAUUUUCUCAUAAAUGUAAAAAUAUUGUUCUCUCUUUAACAUUGUUAAAUUAUAGUAACUAUUCUAAGGAAAUUUUUAAAUUGCCAACAGAUUAUUUUGUUCAAAAUGAUGAAAUAUUUGAAAAAAUGAAAAAAAAAAAAAAUCAUAAAAUAGACAAUCAUUCCUAUUAUGAUACUAAUGAAAUGGUAAAUAAAAGAGUUCAUCUUUUUGAAGAUUCAAAAGAGGUACAUCAAAAUGUGGAAAAAUCUAUUAGUGAAUAUAUAAAUGAUGAAGAUAACAAUAGAACCUAUCUUAAUAAAAAUGGUGAUAGAAAUGGUGAAAAUGCGAAAAGCCAAAAUGACGAUAAAAAUGACGAUAAAAAUGACGAUAAAAAUAUAGAAAAUGAUUGGCUUUUUGAGGGAUUAAAUUAUGUAAAAUUUUUUAAAGAUGUUGAAAAAAGUGAAUUAUUAAAACAAAUAUUUUAUGAUUUAAAUUAUAAGGAAAAUAUAAAUUAUAUACAUAUGUGUUUAUUUUUAUUACCAUUAAAAAAUUAUUAUAUAUAUAUAAAGAAAAAUAUAAAAACAGAAUAUGUAAUUGAAUAUAUUAUUAGAGAAUCUUUAAAAUUCCCUUUAAAAUAUUCAAAAUUUUGUGUAAAUAUAUAUGAAGGUUUUACAUAUUUAUACAAAUUAUACAAAAAUAUAAAUGUUUUGGAAUUAUUAAAAGAUGAUAAUGAUAAAAAAACAGAUCUAAAUAUAAAAGGGGAUGUUGUGAUAUUUUUAAAAAAUGUUGGAGAUAAAUGGGAUUUGUUAAUUUUAAUAUUUUAUAUAUUUCAUAAGUAUAAUGAAUUAAAUAAAAAUUUUAUUAACAUUAUAACUAAUGAUAUUUAUUUAUCUGACUUUGUUAUCAAAUUGUAUCAAUAUAUUUUAAAAAAUGAUAUUCAAAAAUCUUAUAACAUUAAACCCUUUUUAAAAUGGCCAAACAUUAAACAUCAUUUUCCCAACAUAAAUCCAAAUCGAAUUAAUGAAAUCUAUGAAAAAAUUAUUCAGUUUACUUGUAUUCAUGGAGAAAAGGAAGAAGAGUGCAUUGAGUUUUUAAAGAAUCAUUUUAACAACCCAGAAUAA